This is a messenger RNA of Neocloeon triangulifer, 1781 nucleotides long. RefSeq names its product xylose isomerase-like. The coding region runs from base 266 to 1654 and encodes 462 amino acids. NCBI's taxonomy places the organism in Eukaryota, Metazoa, Arthropoda, Insecta, Ephemeroptera, Baetidae. The record is from RefSeq and is a predicted model, not a curated record. Gene Ontology annotation, molecular function: xylose isomerase activity. Gene Ontology annotation, biological process: carbohydrate metabolic process. The transcript is spliced from 8 exons.
GCGAGCGGCACAUAAUAAUGCUGGGCAUGCCCGUGGAACUUGGAAAAGAAAAGCUCUGCAGAAAAAAGUAAUUCAUCUCGGCGAGCAGGGGUUGCCGCUUUCAUCCACGGGUCGAGUAUCAGGUGCCUUCAGGUUUACCAUAUUCAUUCAUCGCCUGCGAACAAAGCCGGACGCAGCACACCGUGGCGGCAUUUUUCAAUAAAACUGAAGAGGAGUGCUGCUUGGGCACAGACCCGCGGUACCUUCCCAACGGAUCAGCAGCAACAUGUACACCCAGCACCAGAAGAGGCAGAAGACUUAUGGAGGAAGGCAGACUCCUGUCACGGACUCGUACGAGUUCUUCCCAGGGGUCACCCGGGUUGAGUACCGCCCCGGGGCUAGUGCGGAAGACUCCCUGUGCUUCCGUCACUACAAUCCCUCCGAAAGGGUGCAUGGACGCACCAUGGAGGAGUGGAUGCGCCCCGCCGUGUCCUUCUGGCAUGCCUUCAGCUACCAGGGGCUUGACCGGUACGGCAUGCCCGCCUUCAUCCGCCCUUGGGACGAGGCCCCCAACUCCUUGGAGGCCUGCAAGAGGCGUGUCAGGGCGGCCUUUGAAUUCUUCUCGAAGCUGGGUGUGAGGUACUGGACCGUCUUUGACCGCGACCUGACCCCCGAGGGGUACAGCAUGGAAGAGACCUUCACGCAGCUGGAUGAAGUCAUCGACCUGGUGCAGGAGUUGCAGCAGCGCACCGGAAUCAAGCCCCUCUGGUUCGGCUGCAACCUCUUCUCUCACCCCAGGUAUGCCAACGGCGCCGCUACCAACCCUGAUGCUAACGUCGCCGCCUACGCCGCGGCCCAGUGCAAGAAGGCCUUCGACAUCGCCAUGAAAUUGGGCGCCGAGAACUUCCUCCUGUGGGGCGCCAGGGAGGGCUACCACAACCCCAUGGUGGCCGACCUGCCCAGGGAGAUGAGGAACUAUGCCAAGUUCCUCAAGAUCGUCUCGGACUACAAGGACAAACACGGCUUCCGGGGCAACCUGCUGAUCCGCCCUGGACCCCACAGGGAAAGCCGAUUUUACAACUCGGAACACCGCUACGAGAGCGAGGACUGCGACACCUUUGGCAGGUACGACUACGACGCCAUGAGCACCCUCUGCCUCCUCAAGCACCACGGACUAGAGCGCCAGUAUAAGCUGCACGUCUACCCCGGCAGAGACCACCUCUUCGCCUCCGCCAUGGGUUACCUGGGUUGCAUCGAGUACGAGUCGUACCACGAGGAGUACUUUGGCGAUUUCCGCUACAACGGAGAGACCACGGUCAUGAUGAAGAACUUCAUCGACCAGGGUGGCAUCCAGCCUGGCGGCGUGUCGCUGGCUCUGCGUCCGAGACGCGAGUCGCACGACUUCAGGGACCUCUUCCUGAUGUACGUGCAGAGCCUGGACAGCCUGGCCAAGGGCCUGAAGACGGCCGUCCGCCUGACCAGCGAGGGCCACUUCAGUCGGCACUUGCAGCAGCGAUAUUCUGGCUACCAGUCCGGAAUUGGGGCUCGACUAGCCAGUGGGGAGGCGAGUCUGGAGGAGUGCGACGAGUUCGUCAAACGCCACGGGGAGCCCAACCCUCCGUCGGCCCGCCUCGAGCACUGGAACUCGGUUUUCCGCUACUACAACGAGCACUAAGACGCGGCAUCAAGCAAUUUUGUUUUUUGGUUUCGGAAAAUUGUAUUUGAACAUGUCGUAGCAAAAAAUUUGUUUAGCGCUUGUUGCAGAUGCAAAAUAAACGUUGAUGGGGUUCAAUAUAAUCUAA